CAGCUGAUAUGCUGCAUUUAUACAAAAAAUAUUCUUAUGAUGGAUUCAAAUGUUAAGAAUUUUAAAUAUUUACAACUGCGUAAAGUACUUUCAAGGUUAAGUUCCAUCGACGGCUGCUAUAACUGUGAUGAGUUGCACGAUGAGUUGGAGACACUGGAAGAAUCGCAAAAGCUCUGUGACAAAUUGGCAAACGCUCUUAAAAGGGACUUGAGCCUGGAAGAAAUUUCCUCGUUAUAUUGUGCUGCAAUAAUGUUGCUACUAUUGGGCGAUCCUGAAAUACUAAGCGAGCGUCUGGACCUCUUGAAUGAAUGUUUCAAUUAUUCAGAUAUGUUAAAGCCAACAAUGGUUGACUAUGCCACGAGGGAAUUACUCGACAAUUUUAAGUACGCUGCCAGUCUGGACGAGAACCAUGAAGACUAUGAUUAUAUGCUUUAUUUACUAACGGCUAUACCACAUAUUAUUACUGCGAGCGAAACUGGAAAGAUGAUAUCACUUGGACUGCUGCGGGCGUUUAUAUCUGAGUUGACAAGUCCGGGCUUAGAAUCACCAAUCAUCAUGCAUAUAUAUCGAAAUAUUUCAGAAGUAUGGCAAAUGAUAAAGUCAGUCAAGGUUGAGACGAUAUUGGAGGAGUGGUCAUUGCACAAAAUUUACGCCUUUAUCAAGACUUUUGGCUUAAUUUUGGCAACAGCUGCACUUAACACAAAUAAUACGGCUUUAAAGCAAGCCGGUUACCGGGGCUUUGAAUUGCCUCAAACGGAGAUUCAAAUUGAAAUAUCAGAAUGGUUCGGAAUGCUCAAAAACCAACUGAACGAGAAGCACACCAUAGACAAAUCCAAGUCUAAAUCGAUGUUGGUGCGAUUUAUUGACUUUAAUAUACUGAGCUUACUAACAGAAGCCGGAAAUGAAGUUGCAUCAGAAGCUGGAAAUGAUGCAGCAGCUUCGUGAUUAAAUAAAUUGUAAUUAGUCAUUAGUUUUUAGCUUAUACAAUGAAUUUCCUCAUUUUACAUAUUACAAAAUCGUAUAUAAAUUAUGAAAUUUA
Molecule: messenger RNA, 1039 nt
Organism: Drosophila innubila
Lineage: Eukaryota; Metazoa; Arthropoda; Insecta; Diptera; Drosophilidae
Exons: 5
Coding region: 37-945 (302 amino acids)
Source: RefSeq, a predicted model, not a curated record